AUGGUUUAAGAAAUUUCAGAUGCAUUAGCGAAAUUUACAUACAAAAGGAAAUUGAAAUUUUUCGUCACAGUAUUUUAUUUUGAUAUAAUAGGCUAAUUAACUGUUUUUCAUCAUAGCAAAAUGA
Molecule: messenger RNA, 124 nt
Organism: Paramecium octaurelia
Lineage: Eukaryota; Ciliophora; Oligohymenophorea; Peniculida; Parameciidae
Source: the annotation of a GenBank genome assembly